Messenger RNA from Aphanomyces invadans, 1242 nucleotides. RefSeq lists its product as hypothetical. The record is from RefSeq and is a predicted model, not a curated record. The coding region runs from base 9 to 1043 and encodes 344 amino acids. The transcript has a single exon. NCBI's taxonomy places the organism in Eukaryota, Oomycota, Saprolegniomycetes, Saprolegniales, Verrucalvaceae.
CGUUCGCGAUGGCCAAGCACGGACAGGAGUUGCCCCCGCAAGGAGGCCCCAAGGCGAAGCGAGGAAAGGCGACGAAGGCGAAGCAGGAUGUGUGCACCGCGAUGAAGUUCAAGAGCUAUUUGAACUUGUUCGGUGGCCUGCAAUCCGACAGCCGAGAUGCAUGGAUCGACGACUGCAAAACGUGCUUCACGUGCCGCGAAGUCGAGGACGGCGACAACUACAGCCUCGGGUCGACGUUCUUCGUCAAGGCGAGCGAAGCACCAGUCUGUGGCAUGGAAGCCCUGGCCAAGAAGAUCUUUGAUUUGCACACGGACGGCAUGACGUUUGACCCGACCAACUCUGGUGCCGAGUGGUGGUCGCAACAUAUUGACCACCGCGACAACAUUGGCUUUCACUGGGACCGCGACUACGGCAAAGAAGAAGAUGACGAAGUUCACGUCCAUCCUUACUUGGGCACGGUCACGUACCUGUGUGUGAAUGCCGGGCCGACGGUGGUGCUGGACAAGCGUGGAACGUUCGAGUACGGUGCCGACAUCAGCGGGCCCUUGCGGCAGUGUAUUGUGAGUCGCCCAAAGCCUGGCAAGCACAUUACAUUUGACGGCGAGCUUCUCCAUGGCGCUCCUUCCGACUUGGCCUUCCCGCACGUGAACGAAGACGACGACACAAGCGUCCGCGUGACGUUUCUGGUCAACGUGUGGGUGAACCACAUCCCGAUUCAGUCGCAGCGCGUCGAUGCGGACGUGGCGUUGUCGCUGAAACUCUCGAUGGAUGCUGUCGAGUCGCUGGUAUUACAGACAGACACGAUCGAAGCGGCCGCGCUCGAAACCUACGACGCUGCGACGAACCACCACGUGUGUCAUCGGUUUGCCAUCCACAGCGGAGGCGACGACUACAUCAUUCAGUUGUCCUUGCCAGAGCACCUCCAGGGCUGCACGACGGACGCCACGAUCGACUGCAUUCAGUUGAACGCGGACUCGUUUAUCGUGGCUGGCGAAUUAUCCGACUCGUCAGACCAAGACGACGACGAGGCCGAGUCCGAGUGAGGUCUACAACACAUUCCAAAACACACGCAGGACGUACGUACCGGUGAUAUGUAUGAUUCGUGAGUUGCCAUCGGCUGCAUCCAUCGGGCCUCCAACGUGCCACAUCGCUCGCUCUUCAUCGUAACGAGGCGCAUGGUGCCAUUGUCCAUAAAAAAGUCAAACCACAACGACUUCCCGUUAAGGAGUGCCAUGCGUGUUU